UUCAAAAGUCAGGGCGGUUUUCAAGCCUUUCGUCGGGAUUCUUUGUUUUCGAUUUAUUUUCUUAAUUUAUUUAAACAAGAUAUGAUAUGAAGAUAUAAAACAAUAAUAUCUUCUUUGAUAUUUGAGAUGAUCUGCUACUUUCGUUUAAUCAAGUCUAUGUAACUCUACAAACUAUAUUAAAAUUACCAAAAAGGACAAAAGAAUUUAUGUAUAUACUUUGUGUGGUGUAUGUAUGAGAGAUGGAUACCAUAGAUCAAAUAAAUUUUUCGGAGCUGCGAGAUGCAGAAAUUGUGGCACGCAUGCGUCAGUGUAAUUACGAAAAAUUUAAAACAUUGGUGCGCAUGCAUUUGUCAUUUGAGUUGGACUUGAAUACAGAUGAUCCCAUUUUAUUUCGAUGUUCUUUCUAUCCAUAUAGAUUUGAUUUGCCCUGCCAUGAAAUUGUUUACGAAGAUAAAGGCAAAGUUCGUAAAUGGAAUCGCUUGAGUAGAAAGCACAAACAUGGCGCUGUUGUUGCUGCCUUGACUUCAGGUUCAACAGGUUGUGCUGCCGCAGUUGGCAUAAAGGGAUCCGGUUCAAGCGGUCAUAUAAAUAGUGGUGGCAGUAGUCCAACGGAAAACCUAAAUCCACAGAUUGAUUCAGGGUUUCUAUUUCAUCUGCAAGAAUUAAAAGAAUUUCUAAUGCUGGAGAAAAAUCUCCAACAAGAGGGAAUUUUUCGCAAAGCAGGCUCAGCCUCUAGACAAAAUGAGCUACGAAUGCAAAUACAGAAUGACAAACCGCUUGAUUUAGAAGCCAGUGGCUAUUCUGCCCACGAUUGUGCUACCGUGUUUAAAGGUUAUUUGGCAGAUUUAGGCGAACCUUUGCUUACGGACGCCCACUAUCCUGCGCAUUUGCAAAUAGCCCCCCUAUGUUUGGGACUGAAUCUGCAAAUGGAUGAAGAUGGCAGCAUAAAUGGAAAUAAAUCGAUUUCCUCCAUAUCAGGAGAACGUCUAAAAAAGGAAUUGCAUGUCCUAAAUUCUAUACAAUUACUACUGCUGCUUUUGCCCAAUGAAAAUCGACAAUUGCUGCAACACAUAACCGACAUUUUACAUGCGGUGGCCUUAAAACAAGCAUCAAAUAAAAUGGGUCCCGAUAACUUAGCCACCCUUUUUGCUCCACAUUUGAUUUGUCCUCGGAAUCUGCCACCGGAGGCAUUACACUAUUUGGCAAGAAAAAUGUCCAGUAUUAUAUCGUAUAUGGUUAUAAGGGCACAUGAAAUCUUUAAUGUACCUGCCAAAUUGGCCACAGAUAUACGUGCCUAUUUUCUGGAGAGAAAACGUAAGAAAACCAUGUCACCUGAAAUGACACUGGAUGAAUCCAUAUCGGAUAUAUCAACAGUGAAUACGGUGUAUACGUUUGUUGAUCGUGAAAAAACCGCUGCAGCACAUAAUACCAACACAACCGACACAGAACUAGCGCAAUUGUAUGCUCACAUACAAUCGAUGCCGGAAUCAUCGAAAAAACGUCGACUAAUUAAACAGUUUAAUAAGCAAAAUGGCCAAGGUACUCCCUUGCAGCUACAAGCCAUGAAUCGUUUGAAAACCACCGAAAAUGCACGAAGUUCCAAGUCACUGAGUGAUUCAAUUAAGAAACACAUUUUCCAUAAGGGUAUAAUGUCUCGUACACCAAAAAGACAACCAGUGCCUCCCACAGUACUUGAGACUCCGAAUAAUUCCAGCAUGAAACAACACAAACAAAGAGUACUUUUUCAAAGUCCCAAUCCACAAGCAAUUGCCUCAAAUUCCACCAUUAUAUCAUUAUCGUCAUCUUCAACAACAACAUCAUCGUCUUCUUGGUCAAUAACUAAUUCCACAAAAUCUGCUAACCUCACUCCAUACAUUAUUAAGUCACAUCCUUUGCAAAAAUCCAUAUCCUCAUCUUCAUUACUAAUGAGUCAACAACAAAUAUCACAUCCGCAUAACAUUAAUGCUAACAACGGUGAGGAUCAAGAGAGCUCUUCAUCUUCAAAUGCAUCGGCAUGCACGACUAACGUUGGUCACUCAGCACUGUUGCAACAACAGGGCAGCAAUAGUAGUGAUGGUUAUGCUUACACAACUAAAUCGGUUUCGGCUCCAGUUAGUCGUCAAACAUCUUCAGACUUACAACAUCACCUUAACACAUCCAUAACAUCUGGCACUUCAUCUUUGUCUUCGGGCACAUCUGCUAAUAACCCCUUGGACCCAAAUUGUUGUGUAACACCUUUGAAAUUAAUUUCGGAAGCAGCAAAGCAUUUAAUUGUGGGUGCAGACAAAAAAUCGGUGGCUUGGGACGAUGCUCAUUUGAUUGAAAUUGAACGUAUUUCGAAUCCCUCAACACCAUUGCAACAAACACCCUCUAAUGAUUUAAAAUCUCGUUACAAGUCAGAGCCAAACUUAAGUUUGUCCCAUAAUAUUUGUGAAACUCCAAGCUCCUCAACAUCACUUGCCCACGAUAUGAUCACUCCCAUAACUAAACUAAUGCCAGGAAAAUAUAUAACACGCAAACUAAUGAAGGGUGUUAGCAUGGGUAACUUGAGAUUUCCCUUUAGUACACCAGAAUCCACAAAACGUUUAGUAAGAACAGUGUCAUCAUCAUUGAAGCGACGCUCUAGCGAAGAUUCACAAAUAUUCCAACAGAUUGAAGGUAGUUUUGCAGGUGCUGCCAAAUCCGACAAUGCUCCACUGUUGCAAGAUAUGGAUGAUGAGGAUUUAGAGGAGGCGACAUUUGAAGAUGAGCCAGUCAGGGAAGGCGAGGUAGGGCCCGUAGCAGAGUAUCAUCAUGGCACUGGUAGUAGCUCGUCGGAAUUGUCGACUUUCACGGGGGGCUCUGCUUCAUAUCAACAGCUUUUGCUGCAACAAAGUGGUAUCUAUCGUAAUCUGGAUUUGGUCACGAGCACACCAUCACUGCUAUUGGGACGUAGAUCCAUGUCGCCCAUUACCAAGUCAACACAACGCAUGCCCAAAGCUAUGCAGGAAUCUAUAAUGACACCACGUUCUCGCAAACCAGUAAUGGUAUUAACGACCGAUCAAAAUCAAACCAUCAAUCAAACCACCGAUAUGUCUGAUUUUCCCGAACAUGAGGAGGAGGAGGAAGACAAUGUGGAUGUUGAGGAUGCAGUUGAGGAUGAAUGUGUUUUAGUAGAAAAUUCGAUUUUGGGCAUUGGGAUUACAGUCACUAAUAAUCCCCCUCAUUCGGAGGUCAUCAAUGAAGAUGCCACCUCUUUGGGCGGCUAUUCGGAUAUAUUUAAACGUCAACAAUUGCUACAGGCCAAUCGUAAUUAUAUAACACCUCAAAACCCUGCCAAUGUGGAUUUAAAUCUGGAAGAUUCUUCAUCCCAUGAGAAUAGUUGUAAAAUAAGCAAGGAGGAACAACAGCAAGGACCAGAUGUUUUGAGUGCGCACUUCAAGAAAUAUUUACUCAAACGUAGUGUACUUGCUACUCCACCAGAAGAUGCUUCAUUUACCAGUCAUUCAGAUGAUUUUGAAAGCUCUCGCGAAAUCGAUGAUAUGGAUGAGAACAGACUUAGUUCUAGUUUAUUAUACUGUCUCGAUGGCAAUAGACCCGAAAGUGAUGAUAAUGAGGACAAUGAUGAAACGACCACCGAAACCAAUGAUAAUGAAAAUACCAAUUCCAGUAAUGGUAACGAAGAAGACCUGGAAGAGGGUGCAAUGGAAGAUAUUGUACAACAAAAUAUACAUCAAAAACUGAAAAGUAAUGUGACAACUACUGCCAGUUGCAGUACACAUUUAUGCUCAGCCACAAAUCGUUUAGCCAACAAUCCCUUUGUUAUACUUAACAAUGCACGAAAGCGUGCAGCUUCCAAUGAUAUUGAAAAAAUGUCUUCAAUACUGUUCAACAGUCAACAACCGUCACAUGGUUUGUAUCAAGAUGUGCAAACUAAUGAUAAAGCGGCAAAAGUUAUGUCCAACAACAUGAAGUCGUCUAGCAAGGGCCUACAUAAAUUUGCCAACAAAGAGAAUUGUGAGCACAAUGAGAAUUAUGUGGCCAAUAAAAAAUUAUUAAUCAGCGAAUAUCCUGGCGAGACCUCAUUUUAGGAUACUUAGUUUUAGGAAGUUUGGCAUGCACACAUUAUAUAUAUAAAAAAUCGAUUAUUAACCGUUGUACGGUUAGAAACUUUUUUUAACGUUUUAUAUAGGUCUUCCCCGAAAAGACACUUUUUAGCGAGUUAUGUUCUAGUUUUAGUUUUUUCUUGCUAUUAUGCAUUUUUCUAAUUGAAUCUUUAAUCCACAUAAAGUAAUUUAUAUUCUCUGACAACAAAAAUUAUAAUUUUCAACAAAAAAAUUAAAAUCAUAAUUGCUUGUGCUUUGUUUUUUAUUGUAUAACAUUAUUUUUUUCCACAACAUUCAAUUAAAAACAGAUUUUAAACGAUCCGAUUAUAAAAUUUUGCAUAUAUUUCUUUGAACAAUUGCGAUUUCGACAUAUCCGAGUAUUAUUCUAAGAAAAUAAUUUACACAUA
This is a messenger RNA of Stomoxys calcitrans (stable fly), 4492 nucleotides long. RefSeq lists its product as uncharacterized. Bases 240 to 4070 code for a protein of 1276 amino acids. The transcript has 7 exons. Gene Ontology annotation, molecular function: GTPase activator activity. The record is from RefSeq and is a predicted model, not a curated record. Gene Ontology annotation, cellular component: cytoplasm. NCBI's taxonomy places the organism in Eukaryota, Metazoa, Arthropoda, Insecta, Diptera, Muscidae. Gene Ontology annotation, biological process: signal transduction; regulation of small GTPase mediated signal transduction.